Molecule: messenger RNA, 831 nt
Organism: Peromyscus californicus insignis
Lineage: Eukaryota; Metazoa; Chordata; Mammalia; Rodentia; Cricetidae
Product: submaxillary gland androgen-regulated protein 3A-like
Exons: 2
Coding region: 1-720 (239 amino acids)
Source: RefSeq, a predicted model, not a curated record
AUGAAACCACUGUAUUUGGUCUUGGGCCUUUGGGUUCUUGGAGGAUGUUUCCUAUCUGGUCAGUGUCACAGAGGCCCCAGAGGACGACAUGAUCCUAGAGGACCACCACCUCCUCCUCCCCGUCCCUUUCGUCCAGGAUAUGAUAGACCACCCCAUCCUCCUUUUAGACCAGGACUUGAUAGACGACCCCCUCCUUCCUUUGGUCCAGAAUUUUCUAGACUAUUCCCUUUUUUAUUUCAUCCAAAAUUUGGUGUAUUUCCCCCUUCUCGAUAUGGUCCUGUAUCUCAACAAUUCCCUCAUCCUCCCUUUGGUCCAAAUCCACCUCCCAUAGCAAAACCUCCACAACCUAGUCCUCCAGCCAAUCCUCCUCCCACUCCACCUUCCUCCACUCCACCUUCCUCCACUCCACCUUCCUCCACUCCACCUUCCUCCACUCCACCUUCCUCCACUCCACCUUCCUCCACUCCACCUUCCUCCACUCCACCUUCCUCCACUCCACCUUCCUCCACUCCACCUUCCUCCACUCCACCUUCCUCCACUCCACCUUCCUCCACUACACCUCCUACCACAACACCUCCUACCACAACACCUCCUACCACAACACAAGCAAACAUAACACCUAGUGCCAACAUCUCCAUAACUACUCCUACUGACUCAAAUUUCAUUGAUAAUUUUCUGAACUUCUUGCAAGAAUUAUUACUCUUUUUUCAGUCAGGAUGAGAUAUUCCAAAGCACUGUGAAAUUUUGGAUAAAUAAUCCUUAGCUUAAGAAACAACCCCUUCCAAGCAUUAUACAAAAUGGAAAUAAAAAGCUGAGCAGCAUUACGAAGCA